Molecule: messenger RNA, 522 nt
Organism: Saccoglossus kowalevskii
Lineage: Eukaryota; Metazoa; Hemichordata; Enteropneusta; Harrimaniidae
Biological process (GO): DNA recombination; DNA integration
Molecular function (GO): DNA binding
Source: RefSeq, a predicted model, not a curated record
AUGGCAUUCUUCGGGUUCUUACGUGUGAGUGAAUUUACAGCACCAACAACUACAUCAUACGACAGCCGUCGCACCCUACUGAACUCUGAUAUCCUCGCAGGCACCGACCUUACCAUACGAAUCAAGACAUCAAAGACAGAUCCAUACAGACGGGGUUGUGACAUUGUCAUUGCCCCAUCUGGAUCAUCUGUUUGCGCAGUACAAGCAUACAAAGAAUAUCAGCAGCUACAACAGAGGUUUGACCAUCACCCAGCCUUCAUAUUCCGAAACGGUCUCUUUCUUACGCGUCAAGCCCUCAAUGACAUAACGCGUCAACUAAUCACACGCGCUGGUGUCCAAAAUGCACACCUGUACUCAACACACAGCUUUCGCAGUGGUGCAGCAACAUCCGCUGCCAAGGCCAACCUCCCUGAUUGGCUCAUCAAAACCUUAGGUAGAUGGCGAAGCGAUUCAUAUCAAAUUUACAUCACGACACCAGUGGCAGUCCUGCGGUCAGUACCUUCACGUCUUGUUAGUGCCUAA